Molecule: messenger RNA, 5804 nt
Organism: Pseudophryne corroboree (corroboree frog)
Lineage: Eukaryota; Metazoa; Chordata; Amphibia; Anura; Myobatrachidae
Product: aldehyde oxidase 2-like
Exons: 27
Coding region: 359-3697 (1112 amino acids)
Molecular function (GO): aldehyde oxidase activity; FAD binding; iron ion binding
Source: RefSeq, a predicted model, not a curated record
GAGAGGCCUAGGCCCAGCCCUGGGGACAUUGCAGCUCAGCCUGGGAUGUGUGCAGGGCUGCAGCACGGAGCGAUGACAAGGGAGGGGCAUUUACAACAUCACACGUUAGUAACAGCAUAGGUGUGUGUGUGUGUGUGUGUGUGUGUGUGUGUGUGUGUGUGUGUGUGUGUGUGUGUGUGUGGAGCUGCCGAUCUCUCGCACAGAGUCAGCCAGGACUCCUCCUGACACAAGCCUGAUACCGACGGAAAGAGAGGGAAGCGGGACAGACAUUUCACAGCGUGAUGGAAGCUGCAGAACUAGUGGCACUUGGUGCACUGUAAAGGAUUCCCUCGUCCAGGUGACUACAGAGCAGGAAAUAAUGGCUGAUGAUCAGAGGCGGCGGAUGUCAGUCGUGCAGGGCGACAAGAGCACCUGGGUCACCCCAUCGUGUCUUACUGAGCUCCUCCAGCUGAGAUUCUGCUACCCACUGGCUCCUCUGGUGGUGGGGAAUACGUUUAUCGGACCCCAGGUUAACCUGACAGGGUCGUAUUACCCAGUUAUCAUCUCCCCUGCCCGGGUUCCGGAGCUGAGCAUUGUGCAUUUUGCUGAGAAAGGUAUCACUAUUGGAGCAGCAUGCAGCCUCGCAAUGGUACGAUCCAUUCUCUCCGAGGCCGUGUCUCAGCUACCGGAGGAGAAAAACAAGAUCUUCCGCGUCAUUCUCCAGCACCUGACAGUGAAGCACAUAAGAAGCGAAUCAUCUCUUGGAGGGAACAUUUUAAGUGGAAGUUGUACCUGGGAUCUAAACCCUAUUCUGGCUGUUGGAAACUGUACCUUUAAUCUCGCAUCAACAGAACGGAGACGUCAGGUCACGUUGAGGCAGCUGCUGUUUGAUGAAUCUGGAACCUCAGCUUUGAGGCCUGAUGAGAUUCUAAUCUCAGUCAAUAUUCCGUUCUCUAAGAAGUGGGAAUUCGUGUCGGCGUUCCGGCAGGUGCAGAGCUGGGGAAGUACAGGCCCUGCCCACAUCGCUGCGCUGAGGGUCAUGCUGAGAGAGGGCACAGACUUAAUUCUUUCCAUGAACAUCUAUUAUGGGGGCUCAGAAUCUGCCUGUGUGUUUGCAAACAGCGUCAGCGAGCGACUUGUCGGUAGGCGCUGGAAUGAAGCGAUGCUUGAUGAAGCUUGUAGAUUAUUCUUGGAAGAGAUACCUCUACAGGAAUCGCCCCUGGUUCCGAUGUUGGAUUACGAGAGAACUCUGACUAUCAGCUUCUUGUUCAAGUUCUACCUCCAAGUGUCAAAGGAGCUAAAGAAAGAAAUCCACUUUCCACACAAUGACGCCUCUGACAUUCGCAGCGCAAGAUCCGCAUCAAGCAACAAAACGAACACAACAAAAGACUUGCAGGAGAGGAUGUCCAACGGCUUCCAUAUUGACCAAGAUGAAGUCCAGAGUCAUCUAUAUGAUGAAGACAAUGAGCAGCCGUCAGUGCACAAAGCAGUGCUACACACCAUUGUGGAAGAGGAGUGUGAGGAUGGUGACACAUCAGCUGUGGAAGGAGAAUAUUUUCUGGCAUUAGUGACCAGCCGCCGGCAUCAUGCUAAGAUCACGUCCAUACACACAGAGGAAGCACUGAAAGUGCCCGGGGUGAUCGAUGUGGUGACUUCUGAAGACGUCCCCGGAUUAAACAACCCGGAUUUGCUUGCAGCACAUGAGGUGACCUACAUUGGGCAGGCAAUUUGUGCGGUGGUAGCAAAUACCCAGAACCACGCUAACCUGGCAGCGUCACGUGUACGAAUAGUCUAUGAGGACCUACAGCCUGUUUCUCUAUCUAUUCAGGAUGCCAUUAAACACAAUUCAUUCUUCGAGCCAACGAGAACAUUGGAGUAUGGAAAUGUGGACGAAGCUUUUAAUAGUGUGGAUCACAUUCUGGAAGGUGAGGACUAUAUAGGAGGACAUAAUGAUCUUCACCUGGAAGCACAGACUGUACGUGCAUUACCUGGAGCAGAGGAAUAUGCAAUGGAGGUGUUUGUAUCCACACAGGAUCCAGCAUCAGUACAGGAGGCUGUAGCAUCUGCCAUUAGCGUUCCCUCGGAUUACAUCCUGUGUUGUGUGGAGAGACGGCAAGGCUUAGCGCACUCGCACACUGCAUCGCAGGCCGCCAUCACUGCUGUAGCUGCUCACAAAAUCGGUGAAGCUGUGAGCUCAGUGGUAGAGAACAGGGUAAAGUCACCUGUGCUGAGGCAUCAGCCGGCGUUCUACGGGAAGUACAAGGUGGGGUAUAUGGAUGAUGGCCGCAUUGUGGCGUUGGAUGUCACCUAUUACUGCAAUGCUGGGCAUAGACCAGAUGAGUCCUUCAAGGUGCUGACCACGUCCCUGCUGAGCGCACUGAAUGCUUACAGCGUCCCCAACAGCAGGUGCAGGGUCGUAGCCUGCAGGACAAAUCUGCCAGCCAGGGCGUUCUGCGCAGGAUACGGCUUCGCACAGGCGGCGAUGCUGGCAGAGAUUUGGGUGGACGCAGUAGCAGACAGGUGUGGAGUGCCGCCAGAGAAGGUCCGACAUUUAAAUCUACACAGAGAAAACAGUGUGCUGCCGUUCGCACUGGAGUUUGAUGCAAGCAACUUAAUAGCAUGCUGGGAUGAGUGUAUGGAGAAGUCGUCUUACCAGCAGAGAUUGGCUGCCGCAAGGGAAGACGACAAGCAAUGUACCUGGAGGAAGAGAGGGUUUUCCAUCAUCCCUGUCAUGUUCCCUGCCGGGUUCAUUGCGGAUUCCCUGAAUCAGACAUCUGUGCUGGUUCAUAUAUGUAUAGAUGGAUGGGUGCUGGUGACACCUACUGGAGAGGACAUGGAACAAGCGACUCUAAACAAAAUGAUGCAGGUGGCUAGUCGGGAGUUGCGAAUCCCGAUUGCCUAUAUCCGCAUUGGUGAAAGCAGUUCUGCUGUUGCGUCAGAUCCCGACAGCAUAGCACAAUCUUGUGGGGAUACAGUCCAUGUGAUGGCGGUACAGGAAGCGUGUCAGACCCUUCUCCAGCGCCUGCAGCCGAUCAUCAGUUUGAAUCCAGAAGCCACGUGGAGGGAAUGUAUACAAGAAGCUUUUCACCGGAGAAUCUGCCUCUCAGCAGCAAAUCACUACAGGGUCCCAGACCCAGUCUCAACCUCCGACUGGAAGGAGGGGACAGAAAGUCCGGAUUUUAUAUUUGGCGCAGCAUGUACUGAAGUGGAGCUAGACUGUCGCACAGGAAGGCACAAGAACCUAAGAACAGAUAUUGUCAUUGAUGUUGGCUCCAGCGUCAAUCAGGCUGCGACCAUUGAACAGGUCACAGCUGCCUUUAAGCAAGGAUUGGAACUUUACACAAAUGAAGAUAUUAAAUACUCCCCGCAGCCGCCACUUAGAGGUGCCCAGGCCAACCAGGAGGAGGCCGUGAGCGGCAGAGCGCAACCCGACGAGCUCAAUGUAACUCUGCUUCCAUCGUCUCCCAUACUCCAUGUGGGAUGUUUCCCCAAGGCUGUUGAAGAGGUAGCAACCUUUCUUGGUUCCUCUGUGUUCUUUGCCAUAAAGGACGCUGUGCUGGGUGCCCGACAUCACAUAGGUCUGCCCGGUACCAUCCUUCUUCCAGUGCCAAUCAAGCCCCAAGAUAUCCAGAUAGCUUGUGGAAACCACCUGGUGGAAACGGAAAAGACUUCAGACACAGAGGAACUGACUUUACAAAACCACGUAGCAGAAACUUGAUUUCCAUACGUAAUCAUUAAAGUACCAUGAAAGCGUGACGGUCAGUUGUGGCGCCUAUAAGCAAUAGCUUAUGCCCUGAGAUUGCUGGGUAAGCGCAUUGGACGUACUCUGGGGGCAAAUAUUACAUUACAGAAAGGGUGGUGGAUUCAUAGCGUAACUUCUCACCAAAGGUGGCAAUGGCUAAUUCUGUAAAGGAUUUUUUAAAAUUGAAAAUAAAAAUGGUAUUUAUUAGAACUUUCAUAAACUACAGCAUGUUUCAUAGUACAAUGGUAUUCGUGCAUUCCUGUGUUGUCAGCUGUCUCCCAGAGCUCAGAUGGGUGGUUACGGGCGGUGUGACCUACUGUAGGCGCUUUCCCAGAGUCAGAGGCAUCUGAGUCAUUUUAUAGCUUUUAUCGCAGCUUUUGUAAUGGCAAAGUUUACAAUAAAAGUGUAAAAUGUUUAAAAAAACAAUCAAUUAAUGAUUACAGUUUGUAUUGAUUAAAACGUGAAGUGACAGCCCCGGGGGUGACAGCAAUGUAUGGGCCAGAUUCUGAGCCCCACGGAAUGACGAUAGUCACGUACUGUAGUUGAGCAUUUUUUGGUAUAGAACGUGCGUAAAACCUAAAAAAACAACAACCUCCAAGUGUUACAAAAUGCCUAUGCACAAGGCGCUGUUGCGAUCAGGAGGCACAGUAUCAGAAAUGUCUUGGAGAAGUGAUGAGAGGUGACUGGGAGGUGGUUAAACAGACACAUGGAGGCUCAGCAGUAAUGGCGUUACCCAGCAAUAACAACAUGGAGCAAUAAAGACGUGGCCCAGCAAUAGCGACGUGGCCCAACAAUCGCGACGUGGCCCAGCAAUAGUGACGUGGCCCAGCAAUAGCGACGUGGCCCAGCAAUGACGACGUGGCCCAGCAAUGACGACGUGGCCCAGCAAUAGCGACGUGGCCCAGCAAUAGCGACGUGGCCCAGUAAUGACGACGUGGCCCAGCAAUGACGACGUGGCCCAGCAAUGACGACGUGGCCCAGCAAUGACGACAUGGCCCAGCAAUAACGACAUGGAGCACCAAUAACGACGUGGCCGUGGCCUAGCAAUAAUGUUAAAAGGUGCCCCAAGGCUUUAUGGUAGAGCCACCCUUACUUCUCUCCAUUCCCAUUCUCUCCCUUUCCUUCAUAUCGCAUACCCCUUUUACUAAAAACCCAAGUUAUUGCCAUGAUACCCCGGGAGUGCUUGCAGGAUUGGUCCCGGGAAUGUCGCAGGUCGUCGGGCAGUGUGAACGGGUUAGCUGGGGCCUUAUUCAGCUUCACUUGCAAAAUCGCAAAUUGGCUGAUUAUUGGCGGACUGCGCAUGUGCAUUGCGCACGCAUCAGAGCCGCAAUGUGAAUGCAGGCCCAGCAAGGUGGGAUCACAUAGCGAUUGCCAGAAAGUGCCCGUUUGUUGGAGGUUACAUGGUGUUGUGGGGAGUGGUUGGAAAAAUACAGGUGGAUCAUGGCCAAUUUCGGGGCUUGUAUCUGACUGCAAUGCAUUGCGACUAAAAAAAUGUCACCGGUGUGACUGAAUUCUCAUUAUUUUGAGUAGCCCUGGGUCAACUGCAUCUGUCGAUGGUACUCGAAUUCUGCGUAUGCAUCGCAAUUAUACCCUCAUUUGCGAAUGCAUCGGUGGCCGUCUUUUUCCUUCCUGGGUGGCUCUUCACAUGCGUUCAAGUAUUAGGAGAUGAUUCUAAUGCAUAAUAUGACUGUAUACGUACAGUGCUUAAUAGAAAAACUUCCAGAAAUCUAUAUAAUGAAAUUGAGUGCUGAUAAAAAUGAUGUCAUCAAGUUUGAAUAUAAUUGCAGUUGGUAUGACAUCUGACCCCUCCCACCAGUGUCAGAGAUGCACAGGAGACAGUGGGGAAGUGGUGCUAGAUACAGUGGGGAGGGAGAAGGAGAGGUGAGGAGAAAGUGUUGGGAGAAGAGAAAGAGCUGAUGGUUGAAACAGGAAGAAAAAUAAAUAAAAGCCAUGCAAGAAGAAACAGUUCAAGGCUGCCAAUUACCGGAAAUUCAUAACUACACAGGAGAAUGAAUAAGGGAGACAAGCAAUAGGAUGACAGCAAGUUUAAUGCAAAGAUAAAAUAUAUGAAAAUAAAUCUGGU